AUGGCAGCAAUGCUCGGACCUGGCCAAGUGACGAUAGCAGACUGGAUGAUAUUGGCGAUGAGUCAAAUGAGCGGACAGACACAGGCGAACAAGGUCGGACAAGCUUUUGUGCAAAAAUUGCUCGAGAUUGGAGACAUUCAUACGGCCGCCUCCAUUCUCCUCGGAAUCGGUGAUUGCAACGAUGCAAUUGAGGUUUACGUCUCUCGAAAUCAUUUCAUGGAAGCUAUUCUCAUGACUUGUCUCCUGAUGCCUGCGGACUGGCAACGCCAAUCAUAUCUCGUUCGACGCUGGGGAGAAUACGUGGUAUCUCAUUCCCAGCAGCAGCUCGCCAUCCGCUGUUUCAUGUGCACUGGUGCUGAACCGACUGAACCAUGGACGUCACCAGCUGCUCAACAAGCUGCCUCUUUUGCGGAAAUGAUCCGAGGAAAGUCACCAUUGGCAUCUCCCGGGCCAACACAACCUCUCGGUGCAAGUCUCAUCCCACCGCCAAACCGGCCAAAGUCUGGAUCAGGCCAACGACCCGCUGGGAAGACUCCUGCGUUGAAACUCAUUACAUCCUUUGACCAUCAACCGAAUCAGCGUUUCCGAUUCCCUGGACUGAAGUCUGAUGAUCGCACACCCACCAAUGCUCCUGGUGUUACGCCAAUCGCAGAGUCUGCCGUUGCUGACUCGGCCUUGUCUCCUGGUGGCUUUGGAUCAUAUAAGCUCAACAACAUCCAGAGCCUGAGUCAGGCAAUGACUUCUCGAACAAAUACCCCCGCCUUCAAUCGUCGUCGCUUACCCUCUAUCGGAGAGACUCCAGUUGAUGUACAUCCGCCAGCAUUCUCACGAAACCACUCCUACAACACGAGUAAUUACGGUUCGACUUCGGAGAAUGACGAUGCGAGUGGGCAUGAGCAAAGCCAGGAUGAGAAACCCGCAGACAGCGGUUUGUUGACGCUGUCUUCGGCACGGUAUAAUCCAUCCCAGGAUAAUCUGUCCAUAAAACCCAGCCCUCAAACCGCCGUUCAAGCUGCCCCCGAUCAUUUCGCUUCCCUUAAGGGACUACCAUCCCCAGCACCAGGCUUUAUCGAAGCAUUAAGAGAGCAUUCUGAUAUCCGGAAUGGCUCACGGGAUCGAAAUCCAAACGGAUUGCAGAUUGACCUUGUGCAGACCGAAGAGGUUCCACUCAACUCUCAAGGACUCUUGCCUAGCGCGAAAAGCACGACUUCAACUCUGAACAGCUACACCUCAGCCAAGAGCCCCAGUGUGAGUGGCCGCAGUAUCGACCAGUAUAUCAGCAGUCUCGACGAGGCAAACUAUCACGCCAGAAAAUCAAAUGGCCGUCAUACACCUGGUCGCGGUCGACGGAAUACGGAUGAAACAAGUAGUCAACAGGGCACUCGCGUGCAUAAUUCCCGCGAGGUAUCUCAGGAAACUCGUGGCCGUAAUGAGAGGCGGUAUAUUCAGCCUGCUAAGCGAUCACCUUCGUCACCGGUACCCAUGUCACCCGAGGAAUUGGCUCGAUACCACAAUGGAGAAGCUGAAAAGCCGCGGGAACCACGCAAAAAGGGAUCUUCCCGCGCUAGAAGCGGAAGCAAGAUGAGAAAGGCCGGAUCGCGAAGCCGACAGCGUUCGUCCAGCCGGCACACGGCAAACCACCAUGGAGGAGAUAAAGCAGACCCAUCUUCUCGGGGCCGCAGUGUUGACCGUACAGGAUCUGCGGUCAGAUCACCGUCCUCGCCUUUGCCCAUGUCUCUGCCCACUCAAGGAGUUCCUGGUUCAGAUGAUGCAGAGGACCCGCUUCGACUUGUCUCUGGGGAUCGGGAGCGCCUGCGUUCCCGCCACCGUAGUGCUAGCCGUCGCCGGGCAGAGCGGGGAGCCAGUUCAAAGCGAGACGCAUCACCAGAUUCCAGACACAGGCCUUCUUACAGUGUGCCCGAGGUUCUACAGGUACCCGAGCCAGAGAUUGCCGUCCCUACUGGCGGGCUCGAGCAACUGAGUGCUAAGGUGUUUGGCCAAGAGAAUUUGUUCCUCAAUGGAAGCACCCAUAAACCAGAGCCGGUAUUUGAUGAUGCCCAAGAGAUGGUUUCUCCAACCACGCCUUUCGUUAGCCUGGCUGAAAAGAAGAGAAGAGAGCUUGCAGCUGCCGAACUUGAAGCUCGUCGUCUUUCUCUUGCUCGCAAUCCGUCUGCCCCGAAUAUCCCAUUCCCUGGCGAGCUACACUAUGCCCGAAGUCCUGUGGAAGGCCCUCCUCAGACCUCUGGAUCGUACUUCCCCCGGGCCCCGUCUCGAAACAAGAUUCCUCCCAGCAAGAACUCUCCAGAAUACCAGAGCAGCUCAGACUCGAGCUCUUCUCGUUCCGGUGUUCCUCUUGGGUUACCCGCGACGCCGAGAGCGAUGAGACACCCCAAGUACGGUGCCAAUGGACAUGAAGAAGAGCGACCUCCUUCGGUUCCGACUAUCCCAACGGAUUACUCGAACGGUCUCCUCCUCUCCGAUGACCGGUAUCAAGGCGAGGCCGAGAGAAUUGGGCGCUCAAUGUCCGUCCCUGUGGUAGAAGCCCAAGCUAACCACGCCUCCUUUCCAUCUGAUAUCCCCAUGCAUCCGAGAUUCAAUCCCAAUCUCCCACGCAGCCGCUCUAGCAGCCGCAGCCGAAACAUGGGCCACCGACGCACCAGUUCUGGGGGUUACGCCUCAGGUACAUCACCGCAUGUAACGAUUAGCAUCGAGGAGACAAUCGAGAAUGCCAUGCAACGAAGACCCUCAGGCGUAGGAGUUGAAAUGAUUCCACCUCCUCCACCACCACCCAUUCUCCCGGAACUGCAGCAUCUCAACACACCCCCACCUCCACCUCCAAUCCCGCUCUCUAACGAAGCAACCUCGCCCCGAGAGUCGUCUGCCACGAUCGAUAUCGCCAUUGACCACGUCAACAUGGGCCGCUUGCUUCCUCGCGCUAUGACAGCUGCGCCGGCCUUGAGUGGGCCUGAUACUCGCCAGAAUGCGACCCGGCGCAUGUCCUUCGAGCACCGGCGAAAUCGAAGCUCUAACGAGAGUUUCGCGAACAAGUUGCGCAGUCUGACUCGGAUGCGGAGCAAUAGUCGCAGCGUGGAGCCGUGGGGAAAUACUGAGGCUGAAUGGCCGUAUGAGCCUUUACCGGUGUCGAACGGUCAGAGCAAUGGUUUCUAA
Penicillium brasilianum is the source of this 3168-nucleotide messenger RNA. The record is from the annotation of a GenBank genome assembly. NCBI's taxonomy places the organism in Eukaryota, Fungi, Ascomycota, Eurotiomycetes, Eurotiales, Aspergillaceae.